AUGGUGAAGGUUGGAUAUGAUUCUACCCAUGGCAAACUCAAAGGCACAGUCAAGGCUGAGAAGAGCAACCCUGUCAUCAGUGCAAAGCCCAUCUCCAUCUUCCAGGAGCAAGAUCCCACCAACAUCGAAUGGGGUGAUGCUGGUGAUGAGUAUGCUGUGGAGUCCACUGGAGAAGGCUGCUCCUUACUUGAAGGUGGGGCCAAGAAGAUCAGCAUCUCUGCCCAUUCUACUGAUGCCCUCAUAUUUGCGAUGGGUGUGAACCAUGAGAAGUAUGACAACUCUCUCAAGAUUGUCAGCAAUGCCUCCUGCAGCACCAACUGCUUGUCCUCUCUGGCCAAGGUCAUCCAUUACAACAAUGGCAUUGUGGAGGAACUCAUGACCACAGUCCAUGCCAUCACUGCCACCAAGAAGACCAUGCCAGGCCCAGCUCGGAAACUGUGGCAUGAUAGCUGGGGGGCUUCCCAGAACAUCAUUCCUGCUUCUACUUAUGCCACCAAGGCUGUAGUCAGGGUCAUCCCUGAGCUAAAUAGGAAGCUCACUAGCAUGGCCUUCCAUGUCCUCGCCCCAAAAGUGUCAGUCGUGGAUCUGAGCUGCCACCUGGGGAAAACUGCCAAGUACUAUGACAUCAAGAAGCUGGUGAAGCAGGCAUUGAAGGGUCCCCUCAAGAGCAUCCUGGGCCCCACUGAGGACCAGGUAGUCUCCUGCAACUUUAAAAAUGACACCCAAUCUUCCACCUUCAAUGCUGGGGCUGUCACUGUCCUCAAUGACCAUUUAGUCAAGUUCAUAUUCUAG
Messenger RNA from Zalophus californianus (California sea lion), 792 nucleotides. Its product is annotated as glyceraldehyde-3-phosphate dehydrogenase-like. The record is from RefSeq and is a predicted model, not a curated record. Gene Ontology annotation, molecular function: NAD binding; oxidoreductase activity, acting on the aldehyde or oxo group of donors, NAD or NADP as acceptor. Lineage: Eukaryota; Metazoa; Chordata; Mammalia; Carnivora; Otariidae. Bases 1 to 792 code for a protein of 263 amino acids. The transcript has 2 exons.